Molecule: messenger RNA, 1640 nt
Organism: Jaminaea rosea
Lineage: Eukaryota; Fungi; Basidiomycota; Exobasidiomycetes; Microstromatales
Product: putative O-acetylhomoserine-lyase
Exons: 2
Coding region: 214-1557 (447 amino acids)
Biological process (GO): transsulfuration
Molecular function (GO): transferase activity, transferring alkyl or aryl (other than methyl) groups; pyridoxal phosphate binding
Source: RefSeq, a predicted model, not a curated record
AUUCGAAGAUCUUGCAACUGUACGGGCGAGGGGCAAAGACUUCGAGAGACUUGGAAUCGAGGCCGACCGCGUAUCUUUCUUCCUCACCAUCAUCACCAUCAAGCCUCGAUCUUGAUCGUGAAUUACGGACAAUAGCCCUUCCUUUGCCUGACGCCUUGCUAUACCACCACCCACUACAACUUCUUACCCCCACCCCUUCUUUCCUUCACCACAAUGGCAUCCAACUUUGACACCCUUCAGCUCCAUGCUGGCCAAGAGGUCGAUCCAGCCUCCAAGGCUCGUGCCGUGCCUAUCUACGCCUCAACGUCCUUCGUGUUUGACAACUCAGCCCACGGCGCCGAUCUCUUCGGCCUGCGCAAGUUCGGCAACAUCUACAGCCGUCUAAUGAAUCCUACGAACGACGUCUUUGAGAAGCGCGUAGCGGCCCUCGAAGGUGGUGUGGCCGCUCUCGCUGCCUCCUCCGGACAGAGCGCUCAAGCCAUGGCCAUCAUGGGCGUGGCCGCUGCUGGGGACAACGUCAUCUCCUCAUCGAACUUGUACGGUGGUACCUACAACCAGUUCAAGGUCUUCUUCCCGCGUCUGGGCAUCCAGACCAAGUUUGUGACUACGGGCAAGGCAGAGGACUUUGCCAAGGCCGUCGACGCAAAGACGAAGGCGAUCUACAUCGAGUCGAUCUCGAACCCCAAGUACGAGGUGCUGGACAUGGCUGCAAUCGCGAAAGUGGCGCACGACAACAAGAUUCCGCUCAUCGUCGACAACACCUUUGGCGCCGGGGGCUACUUCAUCCGUCCCAUCGACCAUGGCGCUGACAUUGUAGUGCACAGUGCGACCAAGUGGAUCGGUGGGCACGGCACCACCAUUGCAGGCGUCAUCGUCGACUCAGGCAAGUUCGACUGGGCCGCAUCUGGCAAGUUCCCGCAAUUCACUGAGCCUUCAGAGGGGUACCAUGGCCUCAAGUUCUGGGACACCUUUGGCCCUAUCACAUUUGCUAUCUACCUGCGCGUGGUCAUUCUCCGCGAUCUGGGACCGGCUCUCAACCCGUUCGGCUCUUUCCUCCUUCUUCAGGGACUCGAGACCCUCUCACUGCGAGCUCAACGCCAUGCUGACAAUGCCCUUGCACUGGCGCAAUACCUUGAGAAGCACCCGCGCGUCGCAUGGGUCUCUUACCCCGGUCUCGCCAGCCACGCUUCCCACCAGGUAGCGAAGAAGCUCAUGCCCCGUGGCUCGGGUGGUGUUCUCUCCUUCGGUAUCAAGGGCGAGGCGGCCGCUGGUGCCCAGUUCGUUGACCAGCUCAAGCUGGCCUCCAACCUCGCCAACGUAGGAGACGCAAAGACGCUGGUUAUCUCGCCCACGGCGACUACUCACCAGCAGCUGACGGCACAGGAGCAAUUGGACUCGGGCGUUACGCCUGACUUGAUCCGUGUCUCUGUGGGGAUUGAGUACAUCGAUGACAUUGUGGCGGACUUCGAGCAGGCUUUCAAGGCCACGGAGGGUGUGCAGGGUGAUGUGCCCAAGGGUCAGCAUAGCGUAGCGCCUGGCUUGGCUGGGGCUGCGUGACGGGGCGAGUGUAUUGUAAUGGACUCGAGUGGUCGUCGAAUGCUUCCAUUUGUCUAUCUGCCUGCGUAGCUUCUUGAUCUGCA